Molecule: messenger RNA, 2124 nt
Organism: Fusarium keratoplasticum
Lineage: Eukaryota; Fungi; Ascomycota; Sordariomycetes; Hypocreales; Nectriaceae
Product: Dipeptidyl peptidase 3
Exons: 3
Coding region: 1-2124 (707 amino acids)
Biological process (GO): proteolysis
Cellular component (GO): cytoplasm
Molecular function (GO): dipeptidyl-peptidase activity; metalloexopeptidase activity
Source: RefSeq, a predicted model, not a curated record
AUGAACUCGCACGAGCUGGCCCACUACCUCGCUGACCAGCCGCCCUCGGUCGUCAGGCUUGAGAUUGAGAAGCACUUCGAGCCUCUGACUGACCAGCAGAAGCGCUAUGCUCACUUUAUCAGCAAGGCCGCCUUUGCUGGUACCAGGAUCGUCCUGCGCCAGAUCUCUCCCGAGUCUGAGCCCAUCUACGAUCUGAUUCUGGCUCUUCACAAGUCUGCCAAGGGCGACUGGAACGCCUUGGCCAAGCAGGCCGGUGUCGAGGAGGAUGAGGUCACUCGCUUCCUCGAGUACGCUGCCAUGUUCCUCGGCAACAAUGGCAACUACAAGAGCUUUGGCGACGCCAAGUUCAUCCCCCGCUGCAGCGAGAAGACUGUUGCUGCUCUGGCUGCCACCUCCCCCGAGGCUUCCAAGUUCUAUGAGGCCACAAAGGGUGGCAUCUUCAGCGCUGACAACCCCGCUAUUAUGCACUUUGGCUACCCCGAUGAUGGCCAUAUGACAACCUACUAUCCCGACUCUCCUCACAUCACCAAGGCCGAGAUCAAGGCCGUCUCGGACUGGAUGGAGGCCAAGGGUCUCCUGCCCGAGAACAACCGACUCCGAAAGCUCCAGGAUGGCAACUUUGAGAUUCUGAUUGCCUCGGCCGUCAAUAACAUCCCUGCUGAGGGUGGUGAUAUCGGCAAGGAGACCGAGUUCACCAUCGAGGACGGGCCUCUGAAGGGCAAGACUAUCAAGCUUGUCUACGGCGACUAUUCCGCCGAGAUGAAGAACAUUGCCACAUUCAUCAGUGGAGCUGCAGAGAACGCCGAGAACGAUACCCAGAAGAACAUGCAUAUUGCCUACAACAAGUCCUUCGAGUCCGGCUCUCUGAAGGAGUUCAAGGACAGCCAGCGGUUCUGGAUCAAGGACAAGGGCCCCAUGGUCGAGUCCAACAUCGGUUUCAUCGAGACGUACCGAGACCCUGCUGGUAUCCGUGGCGAGUGGGAGGGUUUUGCCUCCAUCGUGAACCUUGAGCGAACUCGGGCCUUUGGCGAGCUUGUAUCCAAGGCCCCCCAACUCAUCCCUCUGUUGCCCUGGGGUAGCGAGUUUGAGAAGGACAAGUUCCUGUCCCCUGACUUCACCUCUCUUGAGGUCCUGACUUUUGCCGGCUCCGGUAUCCCUGCUGGCAUCAACAUUCCUAACUACGAUGACAUCCGACAAACUGAAGGUUUCAAGAACGUUUCCCUCGGAAACGUCAUGAGUGCCAAGGCCCCCGAUGAGAAGAUUCCUUUCAUUCGUGACGAGGACCUCGAGGUCUACAAGAAGCAGCGAGACGCUUCUUUUGAGGUCCAGGUUGGCCUUCACGAACUGACUGGUCACGGUUGCGGCAAGCUCCUGCAGGAGACAUCUCCUGGUAACUUCAACUUUGACAAGGAGAACCCUCCUGUUAGCCCCGUCACCAACAAGCCCAUCACGACAUGGUACAAGCCUGGUCAGACCUGGGGCUCCGUCUUUGGUAGCAUUGCUGCGUCAUACGAGGAGUGCCGAGCUGAGCUUGUCGCUAUGCAUCUGAGCUGCGAGUUCCCCGUCCUUAAGAUCUUUGGCUUUGGAGAUGGCUCCGAGAACAUCAACGGUGAGGCCGGUGAUGUGCUUUAUGCUUCAUACCUCUCCAUGGCUCGGGCUGGACUUGCCUCUCUCGAGAUGUGGGAUCCCAAGAGCCAGAAAUGGGGACAGGCUCACAGCCAAGCUCGCUUCUCCAUCCUCAAGUGCUUCCUUGAGGCCGAAGACGACUUCUGCAAGCUUGACUACAAGGAGGAUGACCUUUCGGAUUUGACUAUCAAGCUGGACCGCUCCAAGAUUCUCACGGCCGGCCGAGAUGCUGUUGCGAAGUACCUCCAGAAGCUUCACAUCUAUAAGUCUACUGCUGAUGUCAAGACCGGUACCGACUUUUACGUCCACAUGACGACUGUCGACCCCGAAUUCUGGGGCAAGAAGGUCCGCGACACUGUUCUCAAGAACAAGCAGCCUCGCAAGGUCUUUGUUCAGGCCAACACCUCGUUGGACGAGGCGUCUGGAAAGGUUUCGAUCAAGCACUACGAUGCGUCGCUUGCGGGCAUGAUUGAGAGUUGGGCGGACCGCGACCUGUAA